UACUUUGGUCAUUUGACACCACCCGCCUGAUAUUCCCGCUCGGGGGCGCGAAAAUCUCUUACCCACUUGGGAGGAAGAGCCGCCGAAAGAGAGGGAUAGCGGAAGAGGGCCAAGUGGAUAAGCUCGGAGGAAGAGGAAGGAAAGAAGGUCAGCAGAGAAGUUUUCGUGGAUGGCAAUGGAAGAUGUGGCGGGGACUUCUGCAUGGGUCGUCAGCCGUUCUUCCCACGUGAAGGUGGACUCCUUAGCUCUUGAAGAGGUUGUUGGAAAAAUUGAAGGUUCAAUUCCGAAAAUUGAAUGGGACUAUGAAGGAAUUCACUACUUUGAUAAUGGGCCACUUACUGUACAGUACCUUCUUGUACUCGAUGCUCUGAAUUUCUGUUUUUGGCCAGACAAGGAUUUUUGCUAUGAUCAUCUUGCUGUUGGCCUAAAGGAAGCUUUACAGAAUGACAAAUCUGCCUUGGAUGCAGACCGUUUACAGAGUUACACUGGUUGUCAACUUCGUGAGAUGUUAAAAUGGCCAUCACCACUUCCAUUGGAGGAUGAGCGGGCACGCUUGAUGCAUGAGGUUGGUUUGGAGCUUGAGAGAAGCUUUGGUGGAAAGGCCGCUAACCUUGUAAAAGCCAGUGGAAACUCUGCUCUAUCUCUUGUUUCCCUAGUUACAAAGCAUUUUCCUGGUUUUCGAGAUCAUUCCUUAUACAAAGGUCACCAGGUCUUCUUCAACAAAAGAGCGCAGAUUUUUGUGGCUGACUUAUGGAAUGCUUUCAAGGGGAAGGGAUUUGGCGCCUUCCAUGAUAUAAGUUCCAUAACAAUAUUCGCCGAUUAUAUUGUGCCUGCUGUGCUAAGGCAACUUGGCAUUCUAAAAUACAGCUUGUCUUUAUCAGAUUCUGUUGAUUCUAAUCGUGAAAUAGGUUCCGGUUCUGAGGAGGAAACUGAGAUUCGUGCCUCUUCAAUUUAUGCUGUCGAGAAGGCGAAGGAGCUCUUGAAAUCCAAGUAUGGGAAACAAGUAUUAAGUUUGGAAUUAGAUCUAUGGCUUUGGUGUUGUGGCGUUAAGAAUCCAUCCCUGAAGCAUCAUCGCACGCUCUCUAUUUACUACUGAAUCCAUCUGUUUCAGUAACCCUCAACACUCCUUAUUUUUUUUCUCAUCGCACGCUUUCUAUUUACUAUUGAAUCCAUCUGUUUCAGUAACCCUCAACACUCCUUAUUUUUCCUUCUAAUUAAGUUCAGAUUUUUAUUUAUUUAAUUUUAUUUAUAAAUUUUGUAGCUGUGGCAGAUUGAAAAGUUCUUAGGUCGAAAGCUAAUUACUUGACUGCUUUCCUGGUCCACCCUAAUCAGUACUUUGUGCCUUAAUUUGGUUAAUGACAGCAU
Messenger RNA from Phalaenopsis equestris, 1365 nucleotides. Its product is annotated as UPF0553 protein-like. The transcript is spliced from 7 exons. Lineage: Eukaryota; Viridiplantae; Streptophyta; Magnoliopsida; Asparagales; Orchidaceae. The record is from RefSeq and is a predicted model, not a curated record. The coding region runs from base 170 to 1096 and encodes 308 amino acids.